Molecule: messenger RNA, 880 nt
Organism: Stegastes partitus (bicolor damselfish)
Lineage: Eukaryota; Metazoa; Chordata; Actinopteri; Pomacentridae
Gene: tmem269
Product: transmembrane protein 269
Exons: 6
Coding region: 1-726 (241 amino acids)
Biological process (GO): phospholipid biosynthetic process
Cellular component (GO): membrane
Molecular function (GO): phosphotransferase activity, for other substituted phosphate groups
Source: RefSeq, a predicted model, not a curated record
AUGAUCCUCCUGACUCCCUCCUCUGGUCUCUUCCAGUGUACCAACAAGCUCUUUCUGAGUGAUCAGUCCACGGGACUUCAGAUCAAGGAGUUUGCGCGUAAAAAUGCAGCAAAUGCUCUGUCGGUUGCCAACAUGGUCAUGGGCAUGGCCUCCAUUCUCAGCAGCCUUAAUGGGCACCAUCAUGCCGCAUGUUGGCUCGUUCUGAUUGGCUACCUGCUGGAUUUGGCAGAUGGAGCAGUUGCCAGGCGACUCGAUGCCUGCUCUGCACUGGGUGCAAAGCUGGAUGACUUUGCUGACUUCACGACCUUUGGGAUUGCCACAUCAUUGCUCCUGAGGACAUCUGACCUGCUGGACAACGUCCUGUGCAUGUGUUAUGUCCUAUCUGUGUUCGUCCGCCUUUGUUUCUUUUCAAGCGGGAUCCCCUUUAUGUAUCGCGGCCUGCCCUGCAUCUACUCGUCAGCCAUCCUGGCCAGCGCUUCUUUGCUGUCGGGGGGAAACAUGGUUGUGCUGCGGGUCAUCGCAGUGGCCAUGAUCCUUUUCAUGAUCAGCCAGAACUUCUAUCCCCACGACAGAGUGUUGGAGUCUCAGGCCUGGAAGAAAGUUGUCUAUGCUGGAGGAGUCGUCAUGGUGUUCUGCUCUUCCUUCCCGCCUGCAUGUGUAUACUACCUGCUGUGGUCUGUCUCCUACAUUUUGUUCCCGACAUCCCUUUGGAGCAGUAAGGUGUAAAAAAAAAAAAAAAAGGGGGCCUGGCAUUGUUCAGAACUCACAAAUAGAUUUACCUCAGGCCCAUGUGGGUGGACUGAUGCUUCCAGACUGCUGCUGCUCCCUCCUGCUACGGAGCCAAACUUGCUCAUCACAGGUGAACACUCGUUCUAUUUAA